CUGAGCCAUGUUCUAGCCGUAAAUCUAUAAAUACUCCACAGUUAGGCAAAGAAAAAAAACUAUAUAUAUAUAUAUAUACACAUUUCGCUGCAUUAUUAUUAACGCUCCUCCAUCUGGCCAUCGUUAUAAAUAGCCAGGAACAGACAGUGUCGAUCCGGGGCGUCGACUGGCCGAGAGGCAGAGCAUCCAUUCCUCCUUUCAAAGGCUGUUAGCCUCAAUUAAAGGCAGGGGGCAGCGGUGUCGGAGGGAAUUCCAACAUGUCCGGCUACCAAGGAAAGAAAAAUAUCCCUAAAAUUACUAGCGACCGUCUCCUCGUCAAGGGAGCAAAGAUAGUGAACGAUGAUCAGUCCUUCCUGGGCGACAUCUACAUGGAGGAUGGAGUCAUUAAGCAAAUUGGAGACAACCUGAUUGUUCCAGGUGGAGUCAAAAUCAUAGAAGCCCAUGGGAGAAUGGUGAUGCCGGGGGGCAUUGAUGUGCACACCCGUUUCCAGAUGCCUGACCGAGGCAUGGUGGCGGCGGAUGACUUCUAUCAGGGCACCCGGGCGGCCCUGGCUGGUGGCACUACUAUGAUCAUCGACCAUGUGGUACCGGAGCCUGGUGUCAGCCUGCUGGCUGCUUUCAAACAGUGGAGAGAGUGGGCCGACAGCAAGUCCUGCUGUGACUAUUCCCUGCAUGUAGACAUCACAGAGUGGAACAACAGCACCCAGGAGGAGAUGGAGACACUAGUGAAGGAUCAUGGUGUCAACUCUUUCCUGGUCUAUUUGGCUUAUAAGGACGUUUUCCAGCUUUCAGACGCUCAGGUAUGCUUUGAUGGUGGCCCACCUCUGAUCUCUGCUGGCCUGUCUUUAGCAGUGUCUUCUUUUUUCAAAGGUCAUUUGUUGGCUUUGCUGUGGAUGACAGGACUUUAUAAACGUUCACCUUGUUUCUCGCAGAUCUAUGAGGUUUUCAGCGUCAUCAGAGACCUGGGAGCCAUUGCUCAGGUUCACGCUGAAAAUGGAGACAUCGUUGCAGAGGAGCAGAAACGCAUUUUAGAGCUGGGGAUCACUGGCCCUGAAGGUCACGUACUGAGUCGUCCUGAAGAGGUGGAGGCUGAGGCAGUCAACCGAUCGGUCACUAUAGCCAAUCAGACCAACUGUCCCCUGUACAUCACCAAGGUGAUGAGCAAGAGUGCAGCUGAUGUCAUCGCUCUUGCUCGAAAGAAAGGUGCUGUGGUUUAUGGAGAACCCAUAUCCGCCAGCUUGGGGACAGAUGGAACCCAUUACUGGAGUAAGAACUGGGCCAAAGCGGCAGCCUUUGUCACCUCUCCGCCGCUCAGUCCUGAUCCCACCACCCCUGACUACCUCAACUCUCUGCUGUCAUGUGGGGACCUGCAGGUGACUGGUAGUGCUCACUGCACGUUCCAUACAUCCCAGCGCGCAGUAGGCAAAGAUAAUUUCACCAUGAUUCCAGAAGGCACCAAUGGCACCGAGGAGAGGAUGUCUCUUCUCUGGGACAAAUGUGUGGUGACUGGAAAGAUGGAUGAAAACCAGUUUGUGGCAGUAACCAGCACGAACGCAGCCAAGAUCUUCAACCUGUUCCCCCGCAAAGGUCGCAUCGCCGUGGGUUCUGAUGCCGACCUCGUGCUUUGGGACCCAGAUCUAACAAAGAUCAUCUCAGCAAAGAGCCACAACCUGGCUGUUGAGUAUAACAUCUUUGAGGGGACAGAAGUGCGCGGGGGCCCUGUGGUGGUGAUCAGCCAGGGUAAGAUUGUGUUGGAGGAGGGGACCCUUCACACCACGGAGGGCUGCGGACGCUACAUCAGCCAUAAACCCUUCUCAGAUCACGUAUACAAGAGGAUAAAGGCUCGCAGCAGGCUCACAGAGCUGCGCGGAGUCCCCAGGGGCCAGUAUGACGGGCCAGUAUGUGAAGUAACCGUGACUCCAAAAGUAAUGUCCCUAGUUUCCUCGACGAAGGCCUCCCCUGCUAAGCAGCAGCAGCAGCAGCAACAGCAGUUCCCUCAUCAGCCGGUGCGCAACCUCCACCAGUCUGGCUUCAGCCUCUCCGGCGCCCAGAUUGAUGACAACGUUCCGCGUCGCACAACUCAACGUAUUGUGGCGCCCCCUGGUGGAAAGGCAAACAUCACCAGCCUCGGCUAAGCUGCUUUUCCUCGACUUAGCCUCAGAAGGAACAUGGGACCCAGAGGCCACAAUUACCAACAUCACACCCGUUUUCUGUCACUUCUGGCUCCCCUGCACCACUUCUGACCGUCUUACACCACAAAGUCACAUUGGAAAAAAAGCACUAUUUCAUGUUGUGUCACCUCCCCGAGCAUACAUUCCUGUACCGAGGUAGGAUCAGAUGAGUUUAGGAAAAAGUUUGAUUUACUUGUUGAUUUAUUUAGUUGUUUACAUUGCUUUUAUAACCUCUACAUUUUAAAGAAUAGAUCAGAGCGAUGGAUUAAAACUACUCAGGAGAGGCAGUUUUAUGAUAUUCUAACGGCAAAUAAAGUUCAGUUUUGUUUUUCUCUUAUAGCUGAUAAUUGAAUGUUCUAAGGACAGAAUCACUCCGUGCAAAAAAGUACAGGUAUAUCCAGAUUAAUGAUGGAAACAUGAAAACUUUAAAGAUCCAGAAAGCAAUCAAUUCCUCCAACCAUUUGUUGUUGUUUUUUUACGUUGCGAAGAAAUCAUCAAACUAAUAAAAUCUAUUAUGAAUACCUGCUAUGUCACUAGAACAUGUUCUAAUUCUGAUCAAAUCCAUAUUUAUUUCUUUUUAUGUAAUUAGUUACAUUAUAUAGGCCUUAUUUCAGAGCCAUUAACUGGUCAGUUGUUUUUUUGUUAAAAUAACCAAACAUUAAACUUCACCUCCAAGAUAUUAAUAUAAAUGCAAUACAAUUAAUUGCUAAAUAAUAGAGCUAAAAUAUCAAAUCCUAAAACAAAUUUUAAAAUCAUAAAUUUCUGCUCCAAACUGUCUACUUAGAGCUACUGUAGUUUUAAAAUGAGUUACACGCCCUUAAGUUUACAGACCGCUAUAGUCCAUAGUUUCACUAAUGGGAAUAUGAGAAAACAGCGAAUUUUGCUUUACCUGUAAAUGAGGAAAAACAUGUAGCCUUUUUUCUUUUCAACUGACUAGCAGUGUGCAGCAACAGGUGUGGGAGGGGCCCUUUAUAAAAUAACAGACUAAUGACUCUGGCACUUUUUCUGAUAUUUCAUUAAAAGAACUUUUUUAUUGCUUAGGAAGGUUAUGAUGAAAACCUUUAGCCGGUAACGCUCAUGCUCGCUGCUGUCACACCUAUAAUGAUUCAUCGGCAGGAUGUCCUCUGCUGCCAUUUUUUUUUUUAACCUUUUUAUAAAAAAAACAUUUUUUAAGCCUGCAGUAUUUGAUGUUUUUUUUUUUUUGUUGGUGCUGUAAUAUUCUUGUUUUGUAAUGGUUGCACUUUCCUCUUUUAUUUAUUUAUUUUCUUAAAUAGAUGGUUUAUGUCGUGAAACGUUAACUGCACUAAAAGGGAGAGAGAGGGUAUUUGGGGAUCCUGCUACUCAACGUCCUGGGCGGUUCAUGACAUCUCGUGAAGAAAUAUGAACUUUUGCCCCGCAUUGCAUUGAGUUUUUUUUUUUUAUUCCCCUCACGGCUUUAGGUCUUUUUUUUUUUCUUUUCCUUGAGGGUCGUCAGGGCAACCAGCAUCCAAUCCUCAAAUGUUUGUUGUUCAGGAAACAGAUUGACCCUAAAGAGAAGUUUGAUUGGAGGUUUUUGCCAACGACCUCUCUGCACCCGGUGCUUUCUGACCUUUUUGCUGUAUACCAGCGUAUGAUGUCCACAUCCGUGCAGCGGUCGCCUAAGCUCUGUAUGUUUAGCAGCCGGGGUAGAGCCAACCAGUCACCCAGUUUCUUUGUAUUUGCACCUAAAACAAUCCAAAAAAUAGUUAACGUGUAUGUGAGAUUGCAACUUUGUACUAGAUAUAUAUGUACGUUUUAAAGAAACGUGUUGCCUGCCUGUUAUGUAAGAUAUUGAUAGUACACUGUAUCAAUGAAGGCUCUUUAAAGAAGUGGAAAGAUGUUUGUUUUUUUGGGGAGACCUGAUGGAAAAAUCUUCAGUGUGUGUAUAUGAAGUCCCUCACAGCGUGCUGAUGAUGUCCUCUUUUCUUGGUGUUGGUGUUGUGAAAGACGUUUAAUGAUGCUGUAUAUUGUCCCUUUACCUUCCUAUCUACACAACUUCGCAAACACCAGAUUCACUUAAGCUAAUAACAGUGUUCAUGGCCACACACAGCUCCUCAGCAGAACGCUAGACUAUUUCUCUUCAUUGCCUUGUUAAGUGUAGGUUUUUGUAUACAAAGCUAUACUGUGAAGUGAUAUACAUUUGGGGAAGUUCCUUGGAGAUGGUUAUCUAGAUGUAAUGUUAAGCACUGUUUGCCCUUUUCCACCAACUGUGAUGCUCUUGCUCAUGUUUGCUUGUUUUAUUUUACUUGGAUGUACCAGAGUUUGGAGGGAACCAUCGGUCCUGUCAGCAUUUGACCUUCUCUGUGUUCAAUUCAGUGGAUUAAAAUAAUAAAAAAGUUAACUUG
Molecule: messenger RNA, 4534 nt
Organism: Cyprinodon tularosa
Lineage: Eukaryota; Metazoa; Chordata; Actinopteri; Cyprinodontiformes; Cyprinodontidae
Gene: dpysl2a
Product: dihydropyrimidinase like 2a
Exons: 13
Coding region: 258-2135 (625 amino acids)
Cellular component (GO): cytoplasm; cytosol
Molecular function (GO): hydrolase activity, acting on carbon-nitrogen (but not peptide) bonds, in cyclic amides
Source: RefSeq, a predicted model, not a curated record